Messenger RNA from Saxophila tyrrhenica, 672 nucleotides. RefSeq lists its product as uncharacterized. The transcript has a single exon. The record is from RefSeq and is a predicted model, not a curated record. The coding region runs from base 1 to 672 and encodes 223 amino acids. NCBI's taxonomy places the organism in Eukaryota, Fungi, Ascomycota, Dothideomycetes, Mycosphaerellales, Extremaceae.
AUGGCAGCCGCUGUAACAUCACACCCGCUGACAGCUGAGCAAGUCUUCGAUGAUGUUGGACCAGCGUACGAGAAGGCUUUCGCCAACCUAGAGCCACAAGCAGCGGCAGUCCAAUGGGUAAUCGAUCAACUGAGAGAAAUGAACUCAGCGAAAUGUCUCGACAUAGGCUGCGGCACCGGUCGACCGACCUGCGAGGAGCUCGCCAAUGCCGGGCAUGACGUCCUCGGCAUCGACAUCUCUGGCGCCAUGGUUGCAGACGCCUCCAAGAAGAUCCCCAAUGCGAAGUUCGAGAAACUGGACAUGGCUGAAUACAACCCUGCCCUGGAGUCCUUCGACGCCAUCACCGUCUUCUUCAGCAUGAUCGCGAGCGUGACCCAGGAUCAGAUCCGGGAGAACAUUCGCAGAAUCUACCACUGGCUGAAGCCGGGUGGUGUGUUUGUGUUCGCCACUGUUCCUGUCGCGGGCAACAAUCUUGAGAUAAAGUGGAUGGGGCGGCCGGUUGUGGUUUCGAGUUUGACUGCUGAGGAAGCAGUCGAGUGCAUUCGGACGACUGGUUUCAAGGUUGAAUAUGAUGCUGUUAGUGCUUUCACGCCGCACGCUGUUGAGGCGGGGAUCUGUGAAAAGGACGACGUGUGGGAGGAGCCGCAUGUGUUUGUGUACGCUAGAAAAUAG